AAUGCGCACCGAAACACAGAGUCUGCCGUCCGUGGCGCCAUGGUUACCAGGAAACGUCCAUCAUCGUCCAUUUGCUAAAUUCUGAAACAGUUUAUUCCAAAUAGGCCUACUAUCAAACAGCGCUGAAGUGUACAUUACUUCCCUCAACACAUUAAUUCUAUAUUUGUUUGUCUGUCUACAGAUUUUACUGGAGACGGUAGGGAAUUAUUUUUGUUGCCUGUGCUUAAAAAAACAACAACUCACUUUAGCAACACUCCUCUGCUGAGGUCGGUCUGUCUGUCCAGCUCUCUCAACAUCCCAAUGUCCCACAACAUGGUCAACCGACGCUGCUCCAAUCUCAUCCCAUACUUUUGGUUCUCUUCUCCUAUGUCCACGUCCUCCUCCAGGUCUAUCUCUUCCUCUCCCUACCCUAAGCUAUAAUCAAUGUAUUUGUUUUACAUAGCAGACGUUCGAUCCUCAUUUUAAAACGCAAGACACCCUUUGGUGAAAUCUUUUUCUUACUUCUCCUCUCUCCCUUCAGUCAGUAAAUAUGCUCACUAAAUACAACACAGGCCUUAUCAUCUAUGUGAAUUUAUUGUUUUUAACACAUCUCAGAUCGUACUGUGAAUACAAAUUAAUUUGGUGACUAAAUAUUCUUUAUUUUUAUAUCUGCAUUCAUAUGACUGCAAUCAAACAUUUGCAAAAUAUGUGGUUGAGAAGAUAAAUUACCACAAUGCUGUAAAUCCAAUUUCCUGCUUUCCGCAAGCCAUGUUCUCUUAUGUUUUUCAGUUCAAAGUAAAUCUUUUUUUGGUGCAGUUUAGUCUCCUCUCUCAAGGAGAAUAUUAAACACAAUUAGAAUUACCAAUAACUGACAUCAAGGUCGAUUAGCCGUGCAUGGAUCAUAAAAGGAGUGGUCACAGAGGGACAAUCACUAUAAGUGGAAGUUUCUGAACUUCUGUAUUUAAGUACACCUUUGUCUAAGAACUCAUUAGUGCAACACUGUUCUUCAUUUAGAACAAACCCUGCUUGUUGGCUGUGGAAAACCACCUAAUGCUCUCGGAGAUGAGGUUCACAAGAUGCAUCACGAUGAUCCAGUUGGAAAUGCUGCUGAAUGUCAUCUUUGUUUCAGGUGGUGUGGGAUCCUGUCCUACAGUUUUUCAUGCAUCUAUGCCAAACAAGAUGGAGGCAUUGAGGGACACUUGUUUGCAAAUCCCAUGUUCAUUUGAUUCACUACCAUCAAAUAAAAUAGAUAAAAGCCAACCCAUAUUGGGUGCAUGGAUAAAAUCGAACCCCUAUUUUGGGCAUGAUCCAGAAAAUUUGGUUUUCCACAGCAACAUACAAGAUAAUAUCUAUCCAAUUAGUAUCAGUGGGAAUAUGAGUGAACACAACUGCACAACUGUUUUUACAAACAUGAUCUCAAGUUAUGCUGACGUAUAUUACUUCAGAGUGGAAAGCACCAGUUUCUUUGGAACUGACAUCUGCAGUCCUCUUACAAUCACAGUUAAAGAUUCAGCCCCAGCACCCUCCAUACAGACCCUCCAGGAGGGACCACUAACGGAGGGGAGCAGGGUAACGUUCACCUGCAGGGCCAUCGCACCCUGUCCCACCCAGCCGCCUCACCUGAGCUGGAACCAGUCAGGAGGCCCUGAGGGCCGGCCUGAACCGCACAGAGACCAAGAGCCUAAUGUCAGGACCCGGCGGCUGGAUAUCACUCUGUCGGACCGACAUGACGGGGUCCGCCUCACCUGUCUGGCGGAGUAUCCGGUAAACGACCCAGCAGGCGGGCCCAGCAACAGAACAGCAGAGAGCGUCGUGACGCUCAACGUUUCCUAUUCCCCGAAGGAUACCCAGGCCUCCGUCAGCCCCUCCACGGUGUCGCUGGGCAGUGUGGUCAACCUGACGUGCACCAGCAGAGCCAACCCCCCCGUUCUCCGGUUCACCUGGUUCAGGAGCAGUGCGGAGGGACCCCUGAACGUGUCAGAUGGAUCUUUGUACAGCUUCAAUGUGUCCAGCUGCAGAGGAAUCUACUACUGCGUGGCCACGAAUCCCUUGGGAAACCAAACAUCAAAAGAGAUUAAGCUAACUAUCAGCGGUGAAAGCGUCGGAUUGAAUGUCCCUCUGAUAGUGAGAUUCUUAAUCGGUAUCGUCUUCUUUAUUGGUCUGGUCAUCUCUGUCCUGUGGUCACUGAAGAAGCCUUCAACUCGGCAACAGAAUCCAAUAUGCAAGGCGUCAGACAAGAAGGUGGAAGAGUUCUCCUUUUACAACAAACUCUGCCUGUUGGCUGUGAAAAACCACCUGCGGCUCUCGGAGAUGAGGUUCACAAGAUGCAUCACGAUGAUCCAGUUGGAAAUGCUACUGAAUGUCAUCUUUGUUUCAGGUGGUGUGGGAUCCUGUCCUGAAGUUUUUCAUGCAUCUAUGCCAAACAAGAUGGAGGCAUUGAGGGACACUUGUUUGCAAAUUCCAUGUUCAUUUGAUUCACUACCAUCACAUAGAAUAGAUAAAAGCCAACCCAUAUUGGGUGCAUGGAUAAAAUCGAACCCCUAUUUUAGGUAUCGUCCAGAAAAUGUGGUUUUCCACAGCAACAUACAAGAUAAUAUCUAUCCAAUUAGUAUCAUUGGGAAUAUGAGUGAACACAACUGCACAACUGUUUUUACAAACAUGAUCUCAAGUUAUGCUGACGUAUAUUACUUCAGAGUGGAAAGCACCGGUUUCUGUGCAACUGACAUCUGCAGUCCUCUUACAAUCACAGUUAAAGAUUCAGCCCCAGCACCCUCCAUACAGACCCUCCUGGAGGGACCACUAACGGAGGGGAGCAGGGUAACGUUCACCUGCAGGGCCAUCGCACCCUGUCCCACCCAGCCUCCUCACCUGAGCUGGAACCAGUCAGGAGGCCCUGAGGGCCGGCCUGAACCGCACGGAGACCAAGAGCCUAAUGUCAGGACCCGGUGGCUGGAUAUCACUCUGUCGGACCGACAUGACGGGGUCCGCCUCACCUGUCUGGCGGAGUAUCCGGUAAACGACCCAGCAGGCGGGCCCAGCAACAGAACAGCAGAGAGCGUCGUGACGCUCAACGUUUCCUAUUCCCCGAAGGAUACCCAGGCCUCCGUCAGCCCCCCCACGGUGUCGCUGGGCAGUGUGGUCAACCUGACGUGCACCAGCAGAGCCAACCCCCCUGUUCUCCGGUUCACCUGGUUCAGGAGCAGUGCGGAGGGACCCCUGAACGUGUCAGAUGGAUCUUUGUACAGCUUCAAUGUGUCCAGCUACAGAGGAAUCUACUACUGCGUGGCCACGAAUCCCUUGGGAAACCAAACAUCAAAAGAGAUUACGCUAACUGUCAGCGGUGAAAGCGUCGAGUUGAAUGUCCUUCUGAUAAUUGGUGGAUUCUUUGGUACCGUCUUCUUUAUUGGUCUGAUCAUCGGUGUCCUGUGGUUACAGAAGAAAAUUUCAACACAGCAACAGAAUCCAAUAUUCGAGGCGUCAGACAAGCAGGUGGAAGAGGAGAUCCACUACGGAGAGAUUGACUUUGCCAAGCGAGGUGCUGUGCAGAACCCGGUGUUCCCCCAGGGGGAGGAGCAGACCUCAGAGUACGUUGAGAUCACUGCUCAACAGGCUAAGAACUCACAGAUCAGGGCUAAACUGGAGAGGAGCUGAAUUGUUUGGACUGGGAUCUCUUUAGUAUCCACUCAUGUAUUGUCAGUGUAAACAUAUCGUGCUUCAGCAUCCAUGGCACCCUUUAUGCUUUUUGGUCUCCAAGGCACCCAAUAACCAAAACAAAAGUUUGUACGACUCCCUGCUUGGUUCUGUUUAUGAAAUCAACAGCACAACGAAUGUUAGGAAGGAUCGCUAUUAUAAAAUGCUGCAAAGACUCAGCAGGCUGCAUUUCAUUACAUUUUAAGGGACACCUUAAGAUAAAAUACUGCAACAGGAAUACAUAUGCAAUGCUUUGACUAUGUAAAUGUGUCAUCAAUAAAAUUAAAAUAAAAUCAGCCAAUCUAACCCUUUUCCGAAAAUUCCCUCCUCUAUAAAGUGGACAAUAAUGAAAAGCAAAUGCAAACCUGUUUGUAUUUAAAUGUGUUAAAAGUGGACAAAAUUCUAAUGUGAAUAAGUGGUCGGGAGAAUCUCCACCCAUUGGAGAGCAGGUAUGUCCACAAGGGACGAGGAUGUGAUGUGAAGGGUGUCACAGAUUUUAAUGUUCAGCCAUUUACCCAUGGGUGGAGUUUCUCCCACCCACUCAUUUGCAUUUUAAUAUUGUCUCCUUUGAAGCGUGCCAUAGUUGGAAAAUGCAAACGCAAAUUGAUUUAAUUUUUAUUUGGAUAUUGUCCACAUUUAAGCAGACAUGUUUUAAAAUGCAAAGAGAUAGCAUUUUAAUUGUAUUUUUGACUCAAAUAAUGUGUGUAUAUUAUGAAAAAUAAAAAGCAUUAGUGCUAUUGCAUUUUUAUCUUCAA
Messenger RNA from Gadus morhua (Atlantic cod), 4424 nucleotides. RefSeq lists its product as uncharacterized. Lineage: Eukaryota; Metazoa; Chordata; Actinopteri; Gadiformes; Gadidae. The transcript is spliced from 16 exons. The record is from RefSeq and is a predicted model, not a curated record. Bases 1030 to 3630 code for a protein of 866 amino acids.